Messenger RNA from Anguilla rostrata (American eel), 4433 nucleotides. It is a transcript of the gene cltb, whose product is annotated as clathrin, light chain B. Gene Ontology annotation, molecular function: structural molecule activity; clathrin heavy chain binding. The transcript is spliced from 9 exons. The record is from RefSeq and is a predicted model, not a curated record. The coding region runs from base 344 to 1192 and encodes 282 amino acids. Gene Ontology annotation, biological process: clathrin-dependent endocytosis; intracellular protein transport. Lineage: Eukaryota; Metazoa; Chordata; Actinopteri; Anguilliformes; Anguillidae. Gene Ontology annotation, cellular component: clathrin coat of coated pit; clathrin coat of trans-Golgi network vesicle; synaptic vesicle membrane.
AUUCUGCUUUUUUCAAAAAAACAUUUGUUCAUGUGAACAAUGCCCUGAACAAAACCAUUUUCAGAGGACCUUUGAAGAAGAAUUGUAGAAAUGCAUAAAGCUGUAAAAGACCUUUGAAGAAGAAUUGUAGAGAUGUAUAAAGCUGGAAAAGGCUACAAAAGCAUUUCUAAAGGGUGCGCAGUUUGUGACGUCAUCGACCACAAGUGCUUUCUGUCUGGGCGGACGCCUGCUUGGCGAGCGCUUCGGUAACUACCUGAACCUGUUUGGAACUAGCUGGUUUUUCAGCGAAGCGGCGGCGUUAUCCGACAAGUUUUUGGCCUAAAAGCUAACUCUGCUCUAGAAGAUGGCUGACGACUUCGGGUUCUUCUCGUCUUCUGACAACGGAGCACCUCCGACUGACGACGACCCGGCCGCUGCGUUUUUAGCGCAACAAGAGAGCGAGAUAGCCGGCAUUGAGAAUGACGAGGGGUUCGGAGCGCUGGAAGGGGCCGGGCAAGUUCAAGAAGAUUCGCCACCCCAGUCAAAUUACGAUGGCUUUGGAGAGGAGGCAGCUACAGUAAAUGGAGACAUGUUUCAGGAAGAGAUCAGGGAGACAGAUCAAGAAAUUGAAGAGUUUGGACUGGCGGAAGCCCCUCCUCCCCCUGAGACCGCCCCGAUCGACUCCUCCCCCAGAUUGUCGCCGCUCAGCAGCGAGGCCUUCCCAGAACACGCCCUCUUCGACCCCCUGGAGUUUCAGGAGUCCAACGGGCCCACGGACGGGUACGCGGCCAUCGCCCGCGCCGACCUGCAGAGGGCGGAGCCCGAGAGCCUGAAGAAGUGGAGGGAGGAACAGAAAGUUCGCCUGGAAGAACUGGACACCGCCUCCAAGGCUGAGGAGGCGGAGUGGAGGGAAAGGGCCAAAAAGGAGCUGGAGGACUGGCACCUGCACCAGAGCGAGCAAAUGGAGAAGAACAAGGCCAACAACAGGAUUGCUGAUAAGGCGUUCUACGAGCAGCCCAACGCUGACGCUAUAGGCUAUGUAGCUUCAGAAGAGGCCUUCCUGAACGAGGGGGAUGAGGACGCCCCGGGGUCCGAGUGGGAGAGGGUGGCCCGGCUCUGUGACUUCAACCCCAAAACGAGCAAGCAGAGCAAAGACGUGUCCCGCAUGCGCUCCGUCCUCAUCUCCCUCAAACAGACGCCCCUGGUCCGAUAGGGCCAUCAGUGUGCACACACACACACACCCAUACUUACACAUGCAUGCAUACGUGUAUGCACGCACACCCUCACACACACACACACACACACACACACACACACACACCCUUGUUCCAGCAGUCAUGCUCUGUAACUCCUGUGUAGCACUAUAGCUGGCCCACUCUCUCAGACAAAGGGAAGUCAGUCUUUUUGUCCCCUGCCCGACCAAGCACCUUAUUGGUUACUUUUCACAUAAAGAUGCAGAAGUCCCACAGGUCCACAGCUUUCUCAGCCUGCAGCUGCCCUCUUGUCCAGGCCUGGUAACCCACUCCAUUUUUGACUGACUAAAAAACUGUAAGCAGUUUGUAUAAGAACAACCACAUUCCAACACUGACUUUCUGUGCUAGACACUACACUGCAAACAUUACACUUCUGGUGUUUUCUUUUGAAGGAGUGGGUGAGGCUAAUUCACCCAGUUCCUCAGCUAUACUGACACCUGUAACAGGGACAUGGUACAUCUCUAGGGUACCCUCCUUGUUGUAUGGGACCUUCCCUGAAACCUCACCAAGCAAGCCUUUGUGAACCCCAGAGUGGACCUGUGCUUUAAACAGAGAAGAAUGGUCUGGUGCUGACUGCAUGGAAAUGUGAUUGACAGCACCUGGUGGCUCCGCCCAUUACGGGGCUCACAAAGCCUAGCUUUGCCAUCAUUGGCCCACCCACUUACCCCAGUGCAUUCUGACCUUGAUGCUGGCCAAUGAGGGCGAGGAGCUGCUGUGAAGGCUGUACGUUUUGAGGCUCUGCAUUAUCUCUCUAGGUCAAUCACGGGCUUUGCCCAUCCUGUUACACCUGUACGGUAGGACGCUACACCGUUGGCCAACUUUACGACCAACCUAAAAACAAAAGCAACACACAGAAUUGCAGAAGUGUCACUGUCUACCUAAAAGAAAAGAAACGUGUUCACAGUUCGCCUUUGAAUUAACAUAUCAGACGGAAAAAAAAAACAUGAAAAAAAGAAAAACGAGGCUUUUAUUGCUGAUCGCCAGUGUGCGCGCUGGCUCGCAUCUUGAUAGCUUGUUUAGCUGUGCCUGCUGCUGACCCCGCCCCCACCCCCCCCCCCCGUCACUGUGUACAUCACUAAGCUGAAAGAGAACCCCCCUCCCCUCCCUCUGGUUUUCCCCUUCGGCCGUGCCUGAGCUAACUCGUUUAGGCUCACCCAGAAAAAGACCAUCGCGAAGACCAGAUGCGCUUGUUGCCAAACCCGCUGUCAGACAGGAAGUCCUGGACCAAAGGGCGUGGCGCAGAAGAUCUGCUUCCUGCGUUUCUGAGAGCUUGCAGCUGUCGAAAAGCAGAGUUCUCAAGUGUGCCUCUGGACGUGCGUGAACAUACGUAUGCACACAAUAGCUACGCUGUAGAGCAGGGAUACUCCAAUCCGGCCCUCAAAGUCAGCAGUACUGCUGCUCUUUUCUUCUGCCUGAUUGUCCGGUCAGAGAUUACACUCUCCUGGUGCAUCCGGUUUAAACCGGUCUCCAAUUGGAGGGGAGGAAUUAAAAUCCGCAGUACUACUGGUAUCCCUGCUGUAGAGCUUUAGGGCUUCUUUAAUGUCUGUAUGGUCAUUCGAUUGCACUGUUUGUGUUUAACACCUGUUGUUUUUUUGAGCUGACCAGCUGCACAUUCAUACUCUGUCCAAUCAGCAUGCAGCUUGUUCAGGCCUGUUAACCUGGGCAUUUGUGCAUCAGUUUCCAUUUGCAUUUUUAAUCUUCUUUUUCUAUUUUUGUGUAUUUUAUUUUCAAGCUGCAUGGUGCCAGAUUAAUUAGCGGUUCCAGUAUAUUCUCUUUAGCUGAAUUGACAGUUGCCAACAUAAAUGUCUACACAAACUUUUAACCCAGAAACCGUCAAAUUUAUAAGACAUCUGACUUGAGGGUACACAAUGCGCACUGAAUCAAUGCUGUGUUCAACAGAGCUAGUGCACUGUAAAUACAGGUAGUAAUAGCAAUCAUGUUACCCCUAUAAUCUUAAAUAUAUAUUGGUCAAUAAAUUAGUCACUGCUACUGUUGGAUGAUUAUUAGGGUGUGUAUAAUUGGUUAGAAACUCGCAUAUUGAAUAUACUUUUUGUUUUCAUUUAAUGAAUGUGCCAGUGUGGUACUGUAUCCUGUGGCCUUUAAGAAAGCCUUGCUCCUGUACUGCCAUAAUGUUAGUGCCUCUUCUGUCAUUCAAAACCAGUUUACCUUCCUGGGCUGACCGCUAGUUUGUUUUCUGUAGAAAUACAGAGAACUUUUUUUUUUUGAUUGUUUUUUUUCCCCUCUGAGUACUGGGUAAUCCAAUCCACCAAUCAGAUUACAGGGCAGUCUGCCUCGCUUGGCGGAGUUCUGUGUCAAAUUGUUACUUGAAACCCCUGUGAGACUGGUGAAGGGCGUCCAUAGGAGAGGGGGAGGUGUUCUUGGUUGGGAGUUUUACUUUUUUUUCUUUUUAAAAAAAAAUUGUGUCCCUGCCCACUUUAGCUAGACUUUGGUGAGUCCAGUCCAGAUGGGCUGCAGUCCCACAGGUUUUCCGCUCCUUCAAAAUGGGCGUACCAGUGGUAACUUCCAGUUCCUGUGCAAUUAAUGGCUUUGUUUUAAAACAUCUUGUACUCAGUUCAGUUCAAAAACUGCAUAAUCAUGGGAUGACUUUAAAAAACUUGGUGGAAUUUUGCAGAGUAGAGGAUUAACCGCUCACUUAGGAGCUGAGCGGGCCAGUCCGUGUAAAGUCUGGACCGAACCUUAGAAUCUGAGAAACUACAGCAUCCUUCAGCAGAUGUUCUAAAACUCAGAAGUUCAGACAGCAAAAUUUCUUCAGAAAUCUUCUGUAAAACCACAUUGUCAUCUGGUGAUUUUUAAAAAAAUACAAACUGAAGCUGAGGCAGGCCCGAUGGCUGUCUAAGCCUCCAGCCAUUAACCUCCCCCUACUGCAAACCCCGGGCCCCAGGAAAGACCAGCCAAAGUCACCCCUCCCGUUAAAGGUUCCUGAGAUCAUGGUUUUAUAUGCACUGUGUGAAACAAAGGCCUUUUUGGGUAAAAACAAAGAGGUGCAAGCCUUUCUCUCUCUCUCUCUCUUUGCGUUGAUGUCCCGUGUCCAUGUUCUUGCAUACCUAUGUAACCUGCAUGAGUUAUGUGGCGUAGUUUGGAAUAACGCAUUCGGCUUUAGAUGAAACGUCACAUGGUGAACUGUUACUCCCAUCUACUGUAUGAGAGGGGACAAAUAAAGCUAAGUUCUAUUUAAAGGAA